Molecule: messenger RNA, 8067 nt
Organism: Plasmodium falciparum 3D7
Lineage: Eukaryota; Apicomplexa; Aconoidasida; Haemosporida; Plasmodiidae
Source: RefSeq, a predicted model, not a curated record
AUGACACUAUAUAGUAAGAAAAAAAGGAAAUGCAAUAUUAAUUUCAUAGACAUAGAAUUGGAGGCUUUUAUAUUUGGAUGUUUCUUAUACAGCUGGAAUGAUAUAUUAACAAACAAUAUAAUAUAUAAAAAAUGUAAUAACAACAAAGAUGAGAAAAUAAUAAAUAAUAAUAAUAAUAAUAAUAAAAUAAAUUAUAACGUGGUUAAUAAUAAAAAGAAAAAAUUGACUACUUUAAAAAGUUCAGGAGUUAAUAAAAGGAAUUGCUCCUCUAUUAAAAAUAAUAAAAAGAAUAUAACUACAAACCAUAUUUUUUAUAAUUGUUCAGCAAAAAACAAAAUAAUAAAUAAAAGUAACUCAAAAAAUUAUGUAAAUAAUUGUAAUAAAUAUAAAGAACAUAUAUCUUGUAGUAUAAAUACAGAUUUUCAAAUUAAACAUAAUAUAGAUAUUAACGCAUUAAAUGACAAACUCUUAUAUUUUGUAAAAAUUAAUUUCUGUUUAAAUAAUAAAGACUUUAAUAUAUUUUGUAAUUUAUAUCAUUUUUAUAAGCAUAUUAAAGAAGAUAAAAAAAAUGAAGAAACCAAACUACUCAACAGCUUUUUUAAGCAUAAGGUUGUGAAAUGUGGAAAAAAGUUUAAAAAUUGUUGUACUAAUAAAGAGGAUAUAAAAGGACACUCACAAAGUGAGAAAAAUGAUAAUAUGUAUGAUGGUAUAGCUAAUAAAUGUGACGAUCAUAAGUAUGAUAAAUAUGACGAUCAUAAGUAUGAUAAAUAUGACGAUCAUAAGUAUGAUAAAUAUGACGAUCAUAAGUAUAAUAUACAUGAUAAUCAUAAGUAUAAUAUACAUGAUGAUCAUAAGUAUGAUAAAUAUGACGAUCAUAUGUAUAAUAAAUAUGAUGAUCAUAUGUAUAAUAAAUAUGACGAUCAUAUGUAUAAUAAAUAUGACGAUCAUAUGUAUAAUAAAUAUGACGAUCAUAUGUAUAAUAAAUAUGAUGAUCAUGUGUAUAAUAAACGUGAUCAUCUUACAUAUGAUAAAGAUGAUAAUAUUUUAAAUGGCCCAUAUAACAAUUCAUAUGAAGAAAGGAGAAAAUUACACAGAAACUCCAAGAAGAAUAAAAAUGGAAGAACAAAAAAACAUGUGAAUUGUUUUUUUUGUGAUAUAUAUAUAAAUAAAAACAAUUUUGAUGAUUCCACAAAAAUGGAAAAAUUUAUACAUUCAUGUAUGAACAAAGUAUAUGCUAAUAAAAAAUGCAAUUUGAUGAACAAAUGUAUUAUAAAUAUAAAAACGUUUGAUGAUAAUUUUAUUCAUUCAACUACUAUAGAACGUUUAUUUUGUUUUAUAUAUACACAUAUGGAUAAAAAUUUAAUUUUUUUUUGGUUUAAUUUUUUAAAAGUUUUAUUAAAUGUUACCAUAGAUAAACAUUUGAUGAUAAAAAUAUUUUUUUUCUUUUGUAAAAAAAAUUUUUUACUAUCUUCAUUUUUCCAUUCAGAAGAAAACAUAAUUAAUCAUGAAUUUUUUAGUAAAAAUAUAUCCAUAAAUAAACCAUCAAAUAAUUUUAUAAUAGAUAUCAUGAAACCAUACAAAUGUCAAAAUAUAACAAACCUUAUUUUAAAUAAUAAUUUUGUCUUAUUACAAAAUCUUCUAGAUUAUUUUUAUAUGAUAUGUUCCACAAGAAAUAUGAGCUUUUAUGAUAAUUUUUUUCUUAAUAUACAAAUGAUAAAUUUUAUAUAUCCUGUACAACUUAACGUUUUCCAUUUUUAUUAUAUGAAGCUAUAUAAAAAAUUUAAUCAUCAAAGACAUGUAUAUCACCAAAGGAUUAAUUUUAAACCCAUUUUAUUUUACAGCAACACAAGUAACAUAAUCAUAUUAAUGAAAAAGAAGAAACAAAAUAUAACGAAACAUAAUUAUAAUGAAAAAAAACAAAAGAAAACCAAAUUAAUACCAUCAUUAGAUAAUUCAGCAAUUCAUAAUUCUGAUAAAUCGAAAAACAUAUAUAUUAAUAACACAAAGGAAUUUACAAAUAAUUAUACAAAUUCCAUUUUAUCUAUUUCUAAAAAUAAUCUUAACAAUCAAAUGUCUUAUCUAAAUAAAAAAAUGAUUACAAAUGAGGGAAAUUAUCAAAAUCGUGCAACUAGCCAUUCUCGAUAUAAUUAUGAAAAAAUAUAUACACGUUAUACUAAUUUCAUUAUUGGUAAAAAUUGUAAUAUGAUGAAUACACACUUCAAUCAUUUUAAUAUUACAUAUCUUAAUAAAAAAGGUAAAAUUAUAUAUGACCGUUUUAAUAUAAAAGGUUUUAUUACUGAACAGAUAAAUAAAUACUUUUAUAAGGAUUAUAAACCUAAUUAUAUAACAACAACAACAAAAAAAAAAAAAAAAAAAAAAAAAAAAAAAGGAAUACCUGCACAAGUCAGGAAACAAUAUAUUAAUCGCUAUUUCUAUGAACAGCUAUUUUCAAGAAAAGAAAAAUCAUUAAUAAAAAAUGUCGUUGCAUAUUUUAAAAGAACAUAUGAGAUUUUAAAUAAAUAUAUAGGUAUGAAUAGAUUAGAAAAGCAGAGUAACAUGUUUUACUUUUUAUUCGAUGCUUUACCAACAUUAAAAAGGAAAAGUAGCAUUAAGAAUAUAUUGGAGCCUUAUAUUUGUACGAUAUUUUCAAGUUAUGAAUUUAUGGAUAUAUAUAAUUUUAUUGAGAAUUUGAAGCGAUUAUAUACUUUAAAGAAUAAUAAAAAGGGGAAAAACAGUAUACGUAUAAAAGAACAACAUCCGUGUUUAAGAUUUUUGAAUGAUUUACAAGGGUUAAAUUAUAUUUACAAUAAUUUAAGAGGUGAUUAUUUAAUGUUAAUGCAGAAUGUGUAUCAAGAGAUCAAGGGAGAAAAUAAUAAAAAGAUGAAUAAUAAUAUGUUUUAUGAUAAUGGUUUAAAUUAUAAUAUGUUGGACAAUAAUACAUUUAAUGGUAAUAUUUUAAAUAAUAACCAAAUAAUAAAAUGUAAUAAAAGUACGAUUCAUAAAUUAAUAAGGAAUGAAAAAACGGAUAUAUAUAAACAUGUGUCUAUAUACAAAUUUUCAUCAAACCUUAUAAAUAUACAACAUAAUUUAUUUAAUAUAUAUUUGGAAUGUAAUUUAUUAAAUAGAGCAUAUGAAUUGGUCAUGUCAGAUUUUGAUUUUUCUUUUUCAUUAACAGAAGAAAUAAUUUUCUUAUAUAAAAUAUAUUUAAUUGAAUUGAAAAAAAAAAACAUUUUGCAUUCUUUUGAAAUAUUAAAUAUAGCUUUUGAUAAAUGUUAUGUUUUGUUAAAGAAAUAUUUAUGUAAUCCAACAUCAUUUAAAUUAUUAUCAGUUAUUAGUAUUCAUUUCAGUCACAUGUUAUUUAAUUAUCCGUAUUUAUCAAAAUUUCUAACUUUUCUUCCAUGUCAAAAAAUUAAAUUUAUUAAAAAUAAUAUACUUAUGAAUGAGAAUAUAAAAAUGGAGCAUUAUAAUAAUAUGUUCUACGAAAAGAAUUAUUUCAACUACUUUAAUAUGUACGACAAUAAUAAUAAUAACAACAACAACAACAACAACAACAACAACAAUAAUAGUAACAAUAAUAGUAACAAUAAUAAUAACAAUAAUAAUAACAAUAGUAGUAAUCAAAAUAAUUAUUUAGAUGAUAAGAAUGUGAAAAAAAUUAACGAAAGUAAGGAGGAUAAUAAUUAUUAUCAACCAAAGGAAUUUGUUAAUAGAAACAAUUUUAAUUUAUAUCCCACUUAUAUGGAACACACACAUAAUUAUUUACAACUUCUAGGAAAUAAAGAAAAAAAAAAGGGGGUUCAUGAUUAUUAUAAAGAUGUAAAUAAAGAACCUUAUAAUGAUAUAAGUAUGGAUUGUUAUAAACACAUGGAUGUAGAUAAUUACAAUCACAUCGAUAUAGAUAAUUACAAUCACGUCGAUAUAGAUAAUUACAAACAUAUAAAUAAAGAAAGUUAUAAUGAUACAUAUAAUUAUUAUAAAGAGUUACGGACACGUCACAAUUCUUAUAAUAAUAUCCAAAGUGAUGACCAUUAUGAUAACAACCUUAAGAGGGUGGAUACAAACAAUGAAGUUUUAUUAUUAUCAAAUGAUAUUUUAAAAUAUGAUUUAACUAACGAUAAUAAUAUAGAUAAAAAUAAAACGAAUUCUUAUAAUGAUAUGAAAAAAAGAAAUGAUAGUACUGGUAAUGAUAACGAUAACGAUAAUGAUAAUAAUGAUUACAUUUAUUUUCUUACUAAUAAGAGUGAUUAUAAUUUUUUAAAUAAAUAUGAUUAUUUUCAUAUGAAUAAAAUCUUAAAAGUGUUUAAUUUUAUUUUUAAUCUUUUAGAAUGUACACUUCAUAAUAAUGAUGUAUCUAUAUUUAAUUAUAACAAAGAUACUACAUAUACAUUCGACGAAAGGGUAUAUAAGAAUGAAUUGAUAUUAGACAAUAAUAAUUAUGAGAAUAAAAAUAUUACUAAUAUAAGGAAUUAUAUAAAAGAAAUUGUAUAUAAAAUUGAAUUAUAUUUUACUAGUAUAAAAAAUAAGUAUGUUCAACGUUUCGAAAAUAUUCAAGACAUACAAAAUAUGGAAAACGCUCCAGAUGAACAAUAUAUAAAAAAUGUUGUUAAAGAUAUUGAUAGAAGUCGAUUUAGAAAUUUAUUACAUGAUACCAAAUUAAAUAAAUCAUUAAAAUAUAAUGAUCAAUAUAAUUCCUUUUUUUCUUUUGAAUUUUUAUAUUUAGCAUAUAUAUGUUCAAAUUCUUUCCCAGAUAAUAUUUCAAAAAAUUAUAAAAAUUUACUUUUUAAGAAUUUUAAUUUUAAUGAAAUAUGGUUAACAAGUCAUCAAAUAAAAAUCAAAAUAUUCAUAUCAUUAAUGUACAUGUCUUUAUAUGAAAUAAAUUCAAUGAACCUAGGAGAAUUUUUUAUGGAGAUAUUAAAAAUAAUACUACAUCGCUUUUAUAAUAAUUUGGAUUACAACGAUAUACAAAUUAUACAAUAUAUAUUUUUAAAUAUAUCUAAUGAUACAUUAUUUUCUUGCUAUAAUAUGAUUGAUGAUAUAAAAGAUAUAAUUAGAAAAAUUCCACAAAUAAGUAAUAGGGAGUUCUUUUAUGUAUAUAAUUUAUAUGAAACAAAAAACAUUUUACAGAAUUAUCAAAAUAAUUUAGACAAAGGAGACACAAAGGAUAAGUUUAUAAAUAGAUUAUUAAAUUAUUUAAUCAAAAAAAAACAUGAAAUAGAAAAUAAAAAACAAAAUUUAAAAGAAAUACACAAUGUUGUAAAUAAUAAUAUAAAUGAAAAGAAGAAACUAAGUAAUACGUUAGGUACAAAUGGUAAGAUAAAUAAUAAUAUGACAAAUGAAAUGGAUGAAUAUACUAUAAAGGAUCAUAUGCAUGACAUAUCAAAUGGUUCAUAUGAUACACAAUGGAAAGAAACCAUGUUACAAGUUGAUAUAUUAAAAGAAGAACAAAUUAUUAUACAUAAUCAAACUAAGGAUGAUAAUAUCAAUUUAUAUAUAGAUGGUAAUAUUUUAUGUCACAAUUUGAGUGAACAUGAUUAUGCAAAUGAGACCUAUCAAGAGUUCAAAGAGAUAGAAGAAUUCGAAAAAUUCGAAGAUUUCCAAGAGUUAGAAGAUUUUGAAGAAUUCGAAGAUUUCGAAGAGCUUUUUGCAAAUAAUAACACAUACACUUUUGAUUUUUUCUUGACUGAAAAAUGUUUAGAAAAAAAUGACUUUGUGUUUUUUAAAAAGUGUAAUAAGGGAAAACAUCAAAAUAAUUAUUCUGAUCAGCAUCCUUGUGGAAGCUCCUUUUUUUUCAAUAUGUUGAAUCAUUUAAAGGAAUGUGAUACGGAUGGGAAGAAAAAAAACAAAAAAAAAAAAUUAAAAAGGGAGGGAGAAAAAAAAUUAAAAAUGAAAGGAGAAAAAAAAUUAAAAAUGAAAGGAGAAAAAAAAUUAAAAAUGGAGGGAGAAAAAAAAUUAAAAAUGGAGGGAGAAAAAAAAUUAAAAAUGGAGGGAGAAAAAAAAUUAAAAAUGAAAGGAGAAAAAAAAUUAAAAAUGAAAGGAGAAAAAAAAUUAAAAAUGAAAGGAGAAAAAAAAAACAACACAUUAGAUGAACACAUCGUGACAACAAAAAAAAAAAAAAAGAGAGAAAAAAAUAUAUUACACAUUCCAAUGAAUAAUACAAAUGAUGAAUUUACAUUGACACCAAAAAAGAAUAAAUAUUUACGAAAUGUAGAUGAUGACAUAAAUAAAAAAUACAAAUUAAUAUGGAAUUAUUUUAAAAUAAAUAAAGAAAUAUAUAUAGACAACUUUAUUGAUGAAAAAGUGGAAUCCAUUAUAAACAUCCAAAAAUAUGGAUAUAAAUUAAAUUAUUAUGAAAAUACCAAAGUAGAAUAUUAUCAACAUUAUAGUUUUCAAAAGCAUUUUAACAUACCAGAGGAAAUAUCAGAAACAUAUUCCGUUUUAAUUGCUUUAAACCGGAGUAUAAGAGAUAAUAAUUUAUUUUUAUCUUUUGAAAAUAAUAAUUAUGUAAACACAUGCUUGAAUUUAUUAUAUAUUAUAGAUUUGUAUAUGGAAUUUAAAUCGAACAUAUUUAACAAACCAUUUUAUUUUAUUAAAAAUUUAAUAAUAAUGUGUGCAAAUAUAAGCUUUUCUAAAGAAUUAACUAUUAUAUAUAUUAAUGCUCUUAUACGAUUUUGUUUAUUUGAACUAAGAAUGGAUAAUUUGUUCAUUUCAUCCAAUAUGCUUAUUGAAAUAUUAAACAAUUUCGAAAAAAUUAAAAAUUAUAAAAACUUACUAGGAAUCAUUUUUUACUUAUGUGGGUAUAUUUUAUUACAGCACCUCAAUUAUAAUAUCCAAGAACAAUGUUAUGAAGAGAACAAAAAUGCCUUGAUAGACGAAUAUAAUUAUUAUGUGCUUAUGAAAAAGAAUUAUAUUAACACAUUUCAAAAAAUAAAGAUGGAAAAAAGCCACUUGAAAAAAAAAAAAAAUUAUUUCGAACAAUUUUUAAAGCAUACUAGGGAUGAAUUAUAUAAUUUAAAUAAUACACCAUUAUUUUUUCAAGAAAAUGGAAAAAAUGUUAUCAGUAGUAAAAAGGAAAAAGUAAAAGACAAAAUGGAUCAUUAUGCAAAGGGGAAAUUAAACGAAAAAUUAGAUGAACAUUUAAACGAAAAAGUAGAUGAUCAUUUAAACGAACAUUUAAACGAAAAAUUAGAUGAACAUUUAGAUGAACAUUUAGAUGAACAUUUAAACGAACAUUUAAACGAACAUUUAGAUGAAUAUUCCUAUUCAAAUCAACAAAGUAAUAAGAACAAAUCCAACUUAGGAACAUAUAUCUAUCUACCGAAUGUAGAUAUGAAUGAUUGUAUAAAAAAGAAUAAUGAGAAUUGUUAUUUAAGAACGAAGGGUGUAGAGAAAAUUACAGAUGAUUUCUUGAUGAAUGAAAAAAAAAAUAAUACAUUUGUAAAGAAGAAAAGUGCACGUAAAUUAAUUCCUUUAAUAAAGAACCAAAUAAAAAUAACUGAUUAUUUUUCGAAUAUAAAAAAUGAAAAAUCUUUUGAUAUGACUUAUGACAAUAUGUAUGUAUCAGAUAACAUUCGAAUGAAUAAUACAUCAUAUAUGCAUGUUAAUAAAAAGAGAAAAAAAAGUAGUUAUAUUUUAUGUGAAGACGUGAUUUCAGAUAAAAAAACAUAUUAUUCAGAAAAAAGUACAAGUACUAAAAGGAAUGAAUAUUCUUCUUACCUGUAUGAUCAAAUAAAUAAGAAACAGUUUUUUUUAUUUUUAAUUUGUUUCUAUAUAAAUCAGGCUUUAUAUUAUUGGUCAAAUGAUGGAGAUGCCAUUGGAAUAGCGAAUGGAGUUCAACAGAAAAAAAGGAUAAACGAUUCUUUUUUUUUCCUCAUGUCGUCUUAUAAAUAUUUUUAUAAGUCCUCCUUAUAUUUAUCAAAACAAAUCAAUAUACACGAAUAUAAAUCUCCUUUUUUUAAUUACUCAUUAUUUAAUACAUAUUAUCAAUUUUAUAUAUAUUACAAGACUAUAUUUAUGAAAUGUAAUAAUGAAAAUGUAAUAAAUCUGGUCAAAUAUAAUAAUUAUUAUUAA